Molecule: messenger RNA, 1317 nt
Organism: Acanthosepion pharaonis
Lineage: Eukaryota; Metazoa; Mollusca; Cephalopoda; Sepiida; Sepiidae
Source: the annotation of a GenBank genome assembly
AUGUCAUCUAUUUGUUGCGAUAAACAAGCGGUGCCAGGCUAUCGGAACAAAACUUGGUCUAUGCUGUAUGCUGAAAGAUUGAAGAAUCUAGGAAGGUUCUCAAUUUAUCUCAACGUUGACAGGAUUCAGAACGAGACUGGUUACAGCAAUAUCAGAGUUCAAGUAGAUACCAGUUCCGUCAGCAUCACUACAGGAAGAGGCCGCGGCCGAGAAUGGACUUGGAAACUGGGCAUCCCAGAUGUUACAUUCCAUCCAGCCUCAUGCCGAGGGCUGAAAUGUUCCCAAAAUGGAGAAUUGCAUUGUACCUUUCAGACAACAUUACCUAACCUUCUGUUGUCUCCAACGCGUACUCCAUCUGUUUCCAAUACUCUCCAGUCCCAUAUGGUUGACUCUUUGCUACUACAUCAGGACAGGUGUUCUUGUCGUUUUUGUGGAAAGAAAAUACUACCUACAAACAAGAAAUUUCAACGGGUUCUUCCACUACCAUCAGAAGCAUGGAUGGAAAUGUCUGGUAACCAUUUUUGUCAUAAACCUGAUAUGUCAAGAAUGAAUACCAGACGGCAACAUAUUAACAGUAAGGGUCUACUGUUACCCAAAAUUGGAGACUGUUUGGUUGGUGACCUUUAUUUCUUAGUCAAUUCUCUUGAUGUUGACCUUGGUGCUCUUACUGUAGAGCAUAAAACUGCUCAGAUAUUAUGCAAAAGAUGCAGAACUGAGUUGGGUGCCAUCAUAAAGCAGACUGAAGAUGUAUCAGAAUCUGAUGCUGAGAAAUUUGUGUGUAAGAUUUAUUCUUACAGCAUCAACUUGCAGCCUCUGAUGGAUGAGACAGGAGAACCUCUCAGUUGUAUUAAUAGAUGGACAUUCACAGAAGAGUCUUACUUGGCCAAUUAUCUUACUGAACAGAGUCGGACUUUCACAAGUUUUAAAUUUAUAAUUGAAUCUUCAAAGACUGAAAAUCAACCUACAAUGACAUGUCUGGUGUGGUUGUUGGAUAUGAUCCAAGUCUAUGAAUUAAGUGAUAUUCCAACUGCUGCUGAACACAAACAUGUGCAUGAAUUAUCAUUGGAGCCAGAAGUGCGACAGAAAAUAUUGUACAGAGCAAAAAUUAAUGGCCUUCCUAGGGCAUCAUCAAAACAAAAUAAUGUUGGUGAUGAAGUAUUUAAUUUGUGGUUGAACGAUUCUUCAGUCAUGCCCCUGACUUUAUCAUCUAGACUCACUGCUUCUCUCAUUCAACUUUUGGCAUACAGCACUAACUCACUUCCGCUGUCUUGCCGGAGAAUCAACGAAUUUCAUGUUGGUUUCCUGCGUCCUCCUUAG